CCGAAAUACACUUCCUAGUUACUUUGUCGGUUGGCUUCCAUUGCCUGUCAGCUGUCUAUAACAACAAUAACUGCUACGAAGACUUUGGAUUGUGAAGUCAGUUGCUGAGUCAACAGGACAAGUCUCAGAAGAAAGAAGGAAGACUUGAAGAUAGCGUUGUUCAUCUCAGAUGAUAAGGAGAGACAGGUGACACAAUGGAGGAUUUCAGGCAGGCGUACCUGCGUCUGUGUAAGGAGGGCGGUGUGGAGCCUCAGGAGAGUGUUGUGGCUCAGCUCCAGGAGAACAGGGCUACUCAGAGCUCCCGACUGGACCUGAGUGGACACAGCCUGUCUGUAGAUACCUGCUCUGUCUUGGCCACGGCCUUCCAAAAUGAUACAGGCUUUACAGAGGUGGUGCUCAGUGACUGCAUGCUCAGCGAGGAAGGUGCCAAAGUACUUCUGACUGGACUGUUUGGCAACACAACUGUAAAAGUCCUGGAUCUGAAGGGAAAUAACUUGAGAUCGACAGGGGCUGAGGUGUUGGGAAAGCUGUUGGCGCGUAACAAGACUCUGCAUAGGCUGGUGUUGGAGUGGAACGCUUUGGGAGUGUGGGACGAAGCCUUCUCACUCUUUUGUGAUGGUUUGGCGUCCAACAGCGUGCUGACACAGCUGGACCUGCGCAACAAUCAGAUCAACCACAACGGAGCGUCUGAGCUCGCUCUGGCUCUUAAACGCAACACCACUGUGCAGGUGCUAGAUCUGAGGUGGAACAACAUUGGUCUGCUGGGUGGCAGGACUCUGUUGGAGGCUCUGCAGAAGAACCAUAGCAUAGUGCAGCUGGAGAUGGCAGGAAACAACAUACCGAGUGAUACACUCAGAGCACUUGAGCAGAUCACAGGGCACAACUCCGACAGACAGUCCACCCUGAGAGAGAGCCGCAGCAGGACCCAGGUCCUCAGCAAGGAGAUUCAGACAUUAAAGGAGGAGAAGAGCCGGCAGUUCCUUAGCCUGAUGAGUACCAUAGAUAGACAGAGGGAGGAGAUGGGACGCUCCAACGGGUCUACCUCCAUUCAGAUAGGCCAACUCCAGGAAGCUCUGAAUGAAAGGAAGUCGGCUGUUAACUCCCUCACUGCAAAACUUCAGAUGACAGAGGCUGCCCUCGCCCUCUCGGAGCAGAAAAACCACAACAUGGCAGAGCUGCUGACACGAGUGAAGGCUGAAAAAGAAGAACAGAGGGAACGACAGAGCAGAGAGAGGAAGAAGGAGCAAGAGGACAGUGCUCACAGAGAGGGUAAACUCCUCAGAGAGAUCCAAAACCUGACAGAAACCAACGCCCAACUUGUAAAUAAAGUUGAGGAGAAGGAGCGGAGGUGUAAGUCUCAGCAGCAGCAGAUCUUUGAGCUGAAGCAGGAGCUGACCAAUAGCACGGCAGAGCUCAAGCUGCAGCUCACACAGGCAGAAGACCGUCUGGAAAUAGAGAAGCGAAGGUCCAAGCAAGCCCUGCAGGACAUGGACAGUCUCCGCCAGAAAGAGGUUGAGCAUGUGAAUCGACAUCUAGAGGAGAGCGAGAGGGCUCUGCAGGAACGCGUCUUCAAGCUGGAGGGACAGCGGAUACAACUGGAAGAGGAGCUGAGUAAAGCUAAAGCAGCGUGUGUGACAGAGAGGGCCCAGGCAGAGGAGGAACUGGGAAGAGUGCGAGCUCAAGUGCGUCUGGAGGAGCAGGAGCACGUGUCGUGCCUGGAGGACAAGCUCCGCUCGGUGCGUUCCGACCUACAGGAGGUCCAGCUCCACUGCUCCCAGCAGAAACAGACCAUCUCCGAGCUGCAGGCCAAGAACAGCCAGCAGGGCAGCGAGAUAAGCGCGUUGCGGCGCAGGACGGAGGAGCUCCAGCAGGAACUGUCCUCUAAGGACCAGGAGAAGGUGGCUGAAGUAAGCCGGGUGAAGGUGGAACUGCAGGAGCAGAUUGGACAUUUACAGGCAGAAAGAACGGCACAGGGGGGGCUCAAAGAGAAGAUCUGUGCUCUGGAGAGAGAGAUUAAAGUACUAAGCGGUAACCACAGGGAGGUACUCCUCGACAAAGAGAGUGAGAUGGCUUCCAUGCUGGAGAAGCUGCGGCUGAAAGAGGCGGAGAUCCAGAGGAUGAGGGAAGACGAAGCCAACAGAGCCAGCUACCUGCAGAGCGCCAUCCUCACCUAUGUUCAGGGCUCACCUCUGGGACACUACAGAAGUCCCAAAAAAUGACCCACAGACCUCUAACCCUCUCAGCUGUAAGCUCUGAGCUUACAGUUCCCGCACAAGUCUGGUCAAGGUCUGAAGAAUAAAACCAAAAUCAUGGUUGUCUGAACUUGAAACAUUUGGAAAACACAGGGAAAUCUGUGUUUUCAUGUGAGCUACCUAACACAACAUGCAGAUCCAGUCAAGAAAUGAAGGGUUUGAAAAGUCUGACUGGCCCAACAUCCAUGACAUGUGCAGAACAUUCUUGGUCCCCAGAAGACAAAUAUUACAUACAAGAUAUAUUUUUAAUACAUCUUAAGAUGAAUUUGAUACAUUAAUGCUCUUGAGGAGACAAAUGAUGCUCUGAACUUUUAUCUAUCUCUACCUUCGAAACAAUCAUCAAAUAUAAUAAAAGGUGU
Etheostoma cragini (Arkansas darter) is the source of this 2611-nucleotide messenger RNA. It is a transcript of the gene lrrc45, whose product is annotated as leucine rich repeat containing 45. Gene Ontology annotation, molecular function: protein binding. Gene Ontology annotation, cellular component: centrosome. The record is from RefSeq and is a predicted model, not a curated record. NCBI's taxonomy places the organism in Eukaryota, Metazoa, Chordata, Actinopteri, Perciformes, Percidae. The coding region runs from base 195 to 2219 and encodes 674 amino acids. The transcript has 18 exons.